UUCACGGUUCGAUUACGAGUCUGUCUUUUCCUACUGUUUGCUGUUCGCUAUUCACAUUGUUAAUCUGGUUGGCUACCAACCUCGAUAUAAUUAUAAAACAGAAGGUGACUUUUCUGUUCCUCGUGGUGCAUUUAAAUAUCACCACACCUCUGGGAGCCUCCACGUCUUCCACUUGCUUUGAGAGACACCCUAAAAAAUAUUCUCCAAAAGAACGGACGUCGAUAAUUCCUCGGCAAACACGACGCGUAAAGAGGAAAAGAAAGAAAAAAAGACGAUCAUCUCCAAUUAACCCCUCCCCCACUAAACAAUUUACCGACAAACAACAAACGACAUCAAGAUAGUUAGUUCUAUCUGUCAUAAUUGUGCUUUUUCCUCUGGUUGCAGCCAAUUUAAUCGACGGGUAGUCCUCUUGGAAAAGCUUUACGGGAUUGAUAUAAUUCGGUGACUAUGUCGGUUGGAGUCGAACAGCUAGUCGACUCGACGUCCGACUACGUGUCCGAGGAGGAGAUUCGCGCUCCUUCUAUUGCGCCGUCUCUUACGUAUUCUGAGGACUCUGAAGAUCAAGAUGAGCUUCAGGUACCAGAGGAGCCUCCCCGAAGGCGGCGUGCCUCGACCAGACUAAUUGCGCAGAGCCCGGCAGACGUGCAGAGAAUCACAGGCGAAUCUACACAGCAAUUGCUUAAUCGAUGCUGUGGUGGCGGUUGUUGCAUGAAUGCACAGAACAAAGAGCAGGGAAUCGAGUACGAACGAGUCCCGCUUCCCGACAAUGAUGCCUUUCGCUCUUUGGGCUUGAAGAUUGAUGAGAUACCUACUGUCUUAAUUAAGGUUGCGGACAUGCCGGAGCAGAUCACUUUCCUUCAGUCCAUUCGACGUGUCUCGGGCCCUCCAUCGCCAACCGACUCGGCUGUGUCUUUCAGCAGCCAAGCCAACUCUCCCACCAUCGAGACCAAACUCCAAAACCUCAGCCUCGAGAAUCUCGAUACUUCGAUACAACCCCCUUCCUUCGUCCAGCCGCACCAUCCUUUCAAUGUCUUCCCUGCCAAAAUUCACAGCACCCGUAAAUUGACGCGGCCUGGAGCCGAGAAACGCACGUAUCACUUCGAUCUUGACAUUACCGACUAUCCCCACGGAGAAGGCGUAGACUUCAAGGUCGGAGGUGCCAUUGGUGUCUCUGCGCCAAACGAUACGGCUGCUGUGGAUCAGGUUUUCGACUUGCUUUUAGUUCCGCGUUACUUGCGGGAUAAGCCCGUCCUGCUACGUACUACUCGUGGCCGAUGGCCCACUGUCUGGGGCGAGGAUCAGGCCCGCGAGUUGGUUACCACCCGGCGGGAUUUGCUUACGUGGUGCUCCGAUAUCCAGUCCUACCCACCCACCAAGUCUCUUUUGCGAGUUCUAGCUGAGCACGCUCUCGACCCCAACGAGAAGAAGAUCCUCAUGUUCCUCUGCUCGGGCCAGGGACAGGGAGUCUUUUGCGACUUCCGUACUGGCCCGCACAUCUCUCUUGCUCAGAUUUUGAGUGCUUUUCCUUCUGCUAAGCCACCUCUAGAUUUGUUGUUCUCGGUGCUCCAGCAGUUGAUGCCACGAUUUUACUCCCUUUCUAAUGACCCCCAUGAGUCCUAUGGGAUUCGUGAUGGAAAGCAGCACCGCCUUAUUGAGUUAGCCGUCACCAUUCAAGAGACGCCUGACUGGCGGGCGGGCUACCGAACGGGUGUCGGUUCUGGCUUCUUCGAACGCCAAUGCCGCAAAUUUUUGGAGCUCCAACGCGCAGGGGAAAGCGCUCCUCAGCUGUACGUCCCGAUGUUCAAGGGGCUUAUGGCGAACCCGCUAGCCAAGGAAUUCGUGUCUGAUGGUCCGAUGCUCCUUAUUGGGGCUGGCGUCGGCAUCGCGCCGUUCCGCGGCUUUGUUCAGCACCGCCUAAAGAAUGCUAACUGUGCCAACAAGGUAUGGGUACUUCAGGGCGUCCGAGAUUCUCUCGUGGAUGAGCUAUACGGUGGGGAGUGGGGUGUCCACGAGGAUAGAGUGAAGAAGGUUGUACAGAGCCGACGCGGCGAGAGUCGUUACGUCCAGGAUGAGGUCAGCCACCAAGCAGAUCUUGUAUGGUCCAUCAUCAACUCGGUUGACGGACGCGUCUUCGUUUGCGGUAGCUCCAAGGGCAUGGGCGAAGGUGUCGAGGAGGCGCUUAUUAAAGUGGCCGUGAAGAAGGGCAACUUGAAGUAUGACGAGGCAAAGAAAUUCUGGGAGUUGAAGAGAGACGUCGGACAGUACAUUACCGAGACGUGGUAAUGACAAUGACUCCAUUGGCUCUAUUGGUAGACUUGGGGGGGGAUGAGCUUA
Molecule: messenger RNA, 2334 nt
Organism: Daldinia decipiens
Lineage: Eukaryota; Fungi; Ascomycota; Sordariomycetes; Xylariales; Hypoxylaceae
Exons: 1
Coding region: 448-2283 (611 amino acids)
Biological process (GO): homocysteine metabolic process
Cellular component (GO): cytosol
Molecular function (GO): FMN binding; [methionine synthase] reductase (NADPH) activity; flavin adenine dinucleotide binding
Source: RefSeq, a predicted model, not a curated record